UUUUUAUUGGAACUAACGCUACUUAUAUAGAUUUAGAAUAUAAAAUCCUACAACUCAUGUCAGAGUGUUGGAGGAACAUCAGAACGUAACCUCAAAAGUAUAUAAGGACUUUAUUAAGGCUUAUGUUUUAAAAAAUAAUUUAAUAUUGUAUCCUAAUAAUUAAAAUAUGAGUUUAUCCAAAGAAACAGAAUUGGUUAUUAGCAAUAAUGAACAGAUUCAGCAAUUAACGAAAGAGAGAAUAAGAAAUAUAAUGCAAUGUAGAAAAGAUGGAUUUUAUAGAACAACUGUUCCAUUAGCUGCGGUAUGUGCAUUAACUAGUUUUAUGGGAUUGAAAAUAGGAGUAAUACCAAGGGCAAAAUGUGGCAUUUUAUAUCAAUCUUUGUCAAUGACAUUAACAGCUGCUGUAGCUAUUGAAACAUAUUCGAGUUGGUUAUGCAUAUACAAGAAAUACCCAAAUUCCAUUCAAAAUUUUUCAGUAAAACAAGAAGCAAAUCCUGAGUUAUACAAUGAAGUACAAACAUAUGAAUCCACUAAAAGCAUAUCGUUUAAUGAGAAUCAGUCUUCAGAAUGGGAUACAGCGACUUCAAAUCUAAAUGACAAUAACGACAAUAUAAAUAACAACCAUAUUUUAUACAGAGAGCAAGAAAAUAUUUCUGAGUCUCAAAAUAUACAAAAUACUAGAUCACCUGCAUUGAAUCAAAAUGCUAAAAAGCAAACAAAAUAUGGUGAUGUCUGGGAUGAAUAA
This is a messenger RNA of Ceratosolen solmsi marchali, 745 nucleotides long. RefSeq names its product probable serine/threonine-protein kinase dyrk1. The coding region runs from base 167 to 745 and encodes 192 amino acids. The record is from RefSeq and is a predicted model, not a curated record. NCBI's taxonomy places the organism in Eukaryota, Metazoa, Arthropoda, Insecta, Hymenoptera, Agaonidae. The transcript is spliced from 4 exons.